AUGUUUACAUCCUCACCAGCCAAACGACAAGUCCUCAACUCACUAUUCCAAUCUGUCUCCUCAAAAGUGCUUGUGAGUAGUGGGAGUGUUUGCAACAUUAGAUAUUCUUACUCUGCAUUCGCAACAAGAACAAUUGCCAAUCAACCUUGCAUGACUUGUGAAAGACACUUAUUUGUAAACAAAAAACGAUCAAAUAAUCAUUUACCAAUUGAAACAACGCCAGACGGUAGCGAGAAAUAUUCGAACAACUCCCAAAGAAUUGUUGAUGAUGGAAGCUUCAAAUCGCUUUUCAGAAUCUGUCUACAAUUUCUCACGAAUAUUCGAAAACAUUUAUCACUCAUGGAAAUGUCCAUGAUUGGUAUUGGAAUAUUGGCUACCUCAACAGUUGUCUAUCGAUAUUUGUAUGUUGUGUAG
Naegleria lovaniensis is the source of this 414-nucleotide messenger RNA. RefSeq lists its product as uncharacterized. The transcript has a single exon. Lineage: Eukaryota; Heterolobosea; Eutetramitea; Acrasida; Naegleriidae. Bases 1 to 414 code for a protein of 137 amino acids. The record is from RefSeq and is a predicted model, not a curated record.